Messenger RNA from Symbiodinium natans, 858 nucleotides. Lineage: Eukaryota; Dinophyceae; Suessiales; Symbiodiniaceae. The record is from the annotation of a GenBank genome assembly.
AUGGUUCUGGUGCCGCCGCGCCAGCAAGCAACCAUGGCUGCCACACGAGCCAUGGCUUCUUUCUACUUUUCCUUGAAGAAACAGCUGCAAAGAAAAAAACAAAUUAAGGGCCAAAUCAACAAAAUUGCCAUUACAAUUUCUGUCUGUAGCAUUUUCUCGCGUGCAGCUGACGUUGAGCUGGACGAAGUGUCUUUCAGGUCCGUGGGACGUCCUGGAGGCAUAGUCUGGCUGCGUUACUUGGCAGUGGCACGGCGAGGCUCCAGCAAAGUGUGGCUGCAACGUCUUCCUUACCGUGUCACGCAGGCUGGUCAAGGCGGAGGAGGACCUCUGUCUGUGGCUGAAAUGACAGAGACCUUGUUGCUGGAUUCGGACAAACCCGUUCUGGCAAAAGGCUCUGUUUGCCAUACCGAUGGUGCGAAAGCGAGCCCAACUCGGAGGAUUCUCCUGGCUGACAUCGGAGCGCAGUUUGCUGACACCCUGGCCGCGAUCUCUUGGAUCUCCGUCGAAACCAAGAAGACGGCCGUCGCUGCUAUGAAGAGUUUCUGGCCAGGCCACGAUGUGACCGCCAACCGGCUGACCAAUCUUCCAUGGCCUGGUUCAGAGCGCUUUGGAAAAGCGCGGUGGGCAGCUGGCAGGCAAGGGGGCUUGACCGACUGGCUCGUCAUGUGCGGCAACAGCGCAGGGGUUGUCUUAAGGGGCCAGGAGAGGAAGAACAUCGCAGGUCACGUGGCAGUGAAGUCAAGUGGAGACGUCCACCUGUUCAUCAACGAGGGAGUCAUCGUUUGGAACCGGGCGCCCUCAGAAGCCGAGAUGUGGACCAGCAUGGAGUACCUGAACUGGAAGCUUGGUUUCGAGUAA